Nycticebus coucang (slow loris) is the source of this 754-nucleotide messenger RNA. It is a transcript of the gene FIS1, whose product is annotated as fission, mitochondrial 1. The coding region runs from base 91 to 549 and encodes 152 amino acids. Gene Ontology annotation, biological process: mitochondrial fission; autophagy of mitochondrion; peroxisome fission. Gene Ontology annotation, cellular component: mitochondrial outer membrane; peroxisomal membrane. The record is from RefSeq and is a predicted model, not a curated record. Gene Ontology annotation, molecular function: protein binding. The transcript has 5 exons. Lineage: Eukaryota; Metazoa; Chordata; Mammalia; Primates; Lorisidae.
GACGCCGGAAGUGGCCCUCAGCCCCUUCUCCUGGGCCAUGGAGACUGAGGCACCGUAGAGUCUGGUGUGAGGCUUGUGGGGGCAGCGGCCAUGGAGGCCGUGUUGAACGAGCUGGUGUCUGUGGAUGACUUGCUGAAGUUUGAAAUGAAAUUUCAGUCUGAGAAGUCAGCAGGCUCGGUGUCCAAGAGCACGCAGUUUGAGUACGCCUGGUGCCUGGUGCGGAGCAAGUACAAUGAUGACAUCCGUAAAGGCAUCGCGCUGCUCGAGGAGCUGCUGCCCAAGGGGAGCAAAGAAGAACAGCGGGAUUAUGUCUUCUACCUGGCUGUGGGGAACUACCGGCUUAAAGAAUAUGAGAAAGCCUUAAAGUACGUUCGAGGGCUGCUGCAGACUGAGCCCCAAAACAACCAAGCCAAGGAACUGGAACGGCUCAUUGACAAGGCCAUGAAGAAAGAUGGACUGGUGGGCAUGGCCAUUGUUGGAGGCAUGGCCCUGGGCGUGGCAGGACUGGCUGGACUCAUCGGGCUUGCUGUGUCCAAGUCAAAAUCCUGAGGGAGACUGCACCUCCUCCUCUGCCGAGGGUGACACGGGAGACCCUGGAAGACAUCUGUCUUAACCGUCCCUUUCCUAUUCUUCCCCUGCACUCCUGCCACUGCCCUCUGUGAUCUUCAACUUCCACUUCCUUAAGACUUGCCCUUCAGCCCCAAAUCAUGUGCUUUGGGAUGAGUGUAAAUAAAAGUGGGCUGUGGCUUGGGAA